AUGUCAGUAACACAACCAUCAUCGCAUGCGGCCGGAAGAAAAGAUGAGAAUGUCAUCUACCCGAGGAGAGAUUUAAACUCUAUACCAUUUGCUGAGCAGACAGAACUUAUUAACAAGGUUUUAUUGUCUGAGAAGAGUAGCAAGGUGAAUUCAUGUUUCACGGCUGAAAGUCGCUAUGGUAAUUUAAAGCAUAGCCAGUCGAACAGAGCCAACGUGCAGUCAAGUGGUAAUGCUCCGCUUCAGAAGCAACAAAUUUACUCGCUUCACGAACAGUCUGUCAACCAUCAAAGUGCACACCAGCUUGCUAGGCAACAAAGUCUUCAACAAAUGCAGCAAUAUCAACAACAGCUUGCUUUAAUGAAUAAUUCCUCUGGUUCUGUAUUUGACGCCAAUAACUAUCAUCAAAAUUCUAUUGAUAUGAAGAGCAAACACAACACGCUCCACGAUGUCGAAUCUAUGCCGUCUCCGCUGAUAUACACAUCAGUUGGAAAGGCAUCGAACAUAUUUGAGCCAUCAAACCUGACAGAUUUGCGGUUCAAUUAUAAUGCUUCUACUGGUUCACAGCUCAGUGGAAAUAAGGCCUCCCCUCCAAUAUUUGAUUUGUCUGACUCAAGGUCGUCCAAUGUUCCUGUGUCUAGGUUGUCGAACAGCUCCACGAGUAGCUUCCUCGAUUCCCCUAGUUUGUUACAUAGUCUACCAUCGAAUAAUUGGACCACAUCAGGAAAUUCAAUCUGGGGGUCUUCAAACUCCCCGAUGACUACACUGGAAGGCUCAGCUGGGCAGUCAUUUGGGAAGCAAAGUGUAAGCAAUCCACCCGCAGUGUUUGGGACAUCGACCUUAUGGUGA
This is a messenger RNA of Priceomyces carsonii, 846 nucleotides long. RefSeq lists its product as uncharacterized. Lineage: Eukaryota; Fungi; Ascomycota; Pichiomycetes; Serinales; Debaryomycetaceae. The transcript has a single exon. The coding region runs from base 1 to 846 and encodes 281 amino acids. The record is from RefSeq and is a predicted model, not a curated record.